AUGGCGUUGAAGCGCAUUAACAAGGAACUCGCCGACCUCGGCCGUGAUCCGCCCUCCUCCUGCUCGGCCGGCCCGACAGGCGAUGAUCUGUUCCACUGGCAGGCAACUAUUAUGGGCCCGAGCGACUCUCCGUACUCUGGCGGCGUUUUCUUUCUCAGCAUCCACUUCCCUACAGACUACCCGUUCAAGCCGCCUAAGGUCAACUUUACCACUCGCAUUUACCACCCCAACAUCAACGGCAAUGGCAGCAUCUGCUUAGAUAUCCUACGUGACCAGUGGAGCCCGGCCUUGACAAUUUCAAAGGUUCUGCUGUCCAUCUGCUCUAUGCUGACAGACCCUAACCCGGACGACCCGCUUGUUCCCGAGAUCGCACAUGUGUACAAGACGGACCGGGCCAAGUACGAGGCCACGGCGCGUGAGUGGACUCAUAAAUACGCUGUCUAG
This is a messenger RNA of Grosmannia clavigera kw1407, 444 nucleotides long. RefSeq names its product ubiquitin conjugating enzyme. Gene Ontology annotation, cellular component: nucleus. The transcript is spliced from 5 exons. Gene Ontology annotation, biological process: protein polyubiquitination; ubiquitin-dependent protein catabolic process. The coding region runs from base 1 to 444 and encodes 147 amino acids. The record is from RefSeq and is a predicted model, not a curated record. Gene Ontology annotation, molecular function: ubiquitin conjugating enzyme activity. NCBI's taxonomy places the organism in Eukaryota, Fungi, Ascomycota, Sordariomycetes, Ophiostomatales, Ophiostomataceae.